Molecule: messenger RNA, 1125 nt
Organism: Schistosoma intercalatum
Lineage: Eukaryota; Metazoa; Platyhelminthes; Trematoda; Strigeidida; Schistosomatidae
Source: the annotation of a GenBank genome assembly
CUAAAAUUCCCGGUUGUUCGGAUGAUUACGUUACUCCCGAAAUUAGUUUUAGCCAGACUUUCAAUAGUUUUUGAAAAUAACUGACCGCGUUUAAAAAGAGGCAACACUUUGAAUAUGUGAUCUUUUCACUGUUUGCAAUUACACUAGUUACCGGAAAUCGAAAUGCAACUCAAUGGGACGUUCGACGUGAAGUUAGGUAAAAGUUUUCUAGAUCGAGAUUCAACAUCAUACAUGACCAUGCGUUGUGAUUUCAUGCCCGCUUCUGUCGAUCGUUCACAACCUGGGUCAAUCAAAGUAAACGAGAGCAAAGAAGUUGUUGUUAGCCUGCCCAACGUUACAAACUCUGGACCAGAUACAGCAACUUUGUUUCGUGGAACUGCACGUCCCGUUCAAAAAGAAUGUAUUUUGAUCUACAAUAAAAAGACCCAUGAAUUAACCUUGGAGAGAAUUGCACAUACUGUGCAGCUAAAGAAAACCCGAGAAGAACGAAAAGCUGACACCACUUGUCCGACCAACUCAGAAAUGCCACAGUUCCAGUCCUUGGCUAGCCGCUCAGAACAAGAUUUAAAAUCUGUUCGACCAUCUCCAACCAAAAGAAAAUCUAAUGAUCCCGAGAUAUCGACUUCGAGUUCUAUAGUACAACAGCCAACUCAAAAAAAGCCUCCACAUUCGAGAACGCUAAGUAGUAGUAGCAGCAGUAGUAGUAGUAGUAAUAGUGGUACUUCUAGUAGUAGUUGUGACAUGGAUAUUGAAACAUCGGAGAGUGAUAGUGACAGCUCCUCAGAAAGUGAUUCAAAUUCAUCUACUCUUAGUAGUUUAUCAAAUGACAGAAACAAAACGUCGAAAGCAAAACCAUCUUCAAAUGGAAAAACUAAUACGAAAACGGCCAAUGCAACAAAUUUAGCGGCCCAUCGUAAACUGAUUGAACAUGAUUUAAAAUUAAGUGAUUCUGACUCUGAUUCUUGUGCAUAGAAUGUUCUAGGAAAAAAAGCUGUUUUCUGUGAUUUGUGCUGUAAAUAGUGAUUCUUACUAUAAAAAGACAUUAAAGAAGUAUGUACCACUUUUCCGUAUAUGAUUAUCUCUUAUGAUUGAUUUUAUUUGUCUUUAAAUAAAUACUGCCAUUUA